AUGUGGCCUCGCCGAGCAGCUGCCUCCCUGGCAGCUCGCGCAUCUAGCGCGCGAUACAUGACCACGGCCCGUCGUGGGAUGCCCCGCGUGGUAUCCGUGGACAAAAUUGACGAAGUGGCUUCCGCCGUCCUCCGCCCCGACUCUCGCAUCGUCACUGCCAUGGCUGUCUCCGAGCCUUACUAUUUCUACCAUAACAUCCAUCGCUGGCUGGAAAUGGAUUCAACCCUGACAGACCUCAAGGUGUACUGCGCCAAUCCAAACGAGCCUGUCCCCAUCUUUGCAGACAAAAACCUUGGUGAGCGCAUUCACUUCACCACCAUGUUUCUUAACCACGCCAUCCGCCACCUUCAAGGCAGACGCGUCAGCUACAUGCCGCAUCACCUCUCCACCUGGAGUGAGAACAUCCUGCGGGCCGGCCCCAUCAACGUCUUUUGGGGUAGCUGCACUCCACCCCAGGAGAACGGUUACGUCUCCUUGGGUCCGGGCUGCGUCUACGAGACCGACAUUAUGCGCAAGGCCGAUGUCGUCAUCCUGGAAGUCAACCCCAACAUCCCCUAUGUUCAUGGCUCCCCUGUCAUUCCCAUCGAAUCUGCUGAUAUCCUCAUUGAUGGCUGCACUGCUGAGCUUCAAAAGCUGCCCAAGGCGGAAUACGAUGACAUUGACAUGAUCAUUGCCCGCUAUGUCGCCGAUCUCAUUCCCGACGAGGCCACAAUUCAGUUUGGUAUCGGUGGCAUCCCCAACGCUCUCGGCGACGCCUUGUUGGAGAAGCGGGACCUAGGCGUCCAUACCGAGAUGAUUAAUGAUUGCCUCAUGAAGCUGUUCCAAAGCGGUGUCGUGACCGGCAAGUACAAAUCGCGCUACCCCGAGCGCAUGGUUGGUUCGUUUGCCCUCGGUACUCAGGACUUGUACGACUUUAUGAAUGACAAUCCCGGCGUUUUCUUGGUGCCCGGUCGUAUCGUCAACUCGAUGGAGGAGUUUUCGCGUCAGCACAUGAUGCAUUCCAUCAACACAUGCGUCGAGCUGGACCUCACCGGCCAGAUCGUCUCCGAGUCAGUGGGCCAUCGCCAGCUCUCUGGCGUAGGUGGUGCGGCUGAUACGCACGUGGCCGCUCAAAAAUCCCCCGGCGGCCGCAGCAUCAUUGCCGUGCGUUCCACCAGUAAGAACGGGCAAAGCAAGAUUGUGUCCCAGCUUCAGGCUGGUGCCAAAAUCUCCAUCUCCCGUAAUGACGUUGACACGGUCAUUACUGAGUAUGGUGUCGCGCCCCUCAAGGGCCUGUCAGUCCAGGAGCGUGUUGUGGUAUGUAUCUGCCUCGCCGGCUUCCCGUUUUCACGCUUUCAGCUGCAUCUUGCCUGUUGCCUUGCCAUCGCCCGCCCUCGGAGAACACCAGGAGCUACCAUCUGCCCUCACUUUAUUCCCCUCACCCAUUAG
This is a messenger RNA of Monosiga brevicollis MX1, 1428 nucleotides long. RefSeq lists its product as uncharacterized. Bases 1 to 1428 code for a protein of 475 amino acids. Gene Ontology annotation, molecular function: acetate CoA-transferase activity. Lineage: Eukaryota; Choanoflagellata; Craspedida; Salpingoecidae. The transcript has 3 exons. Gene Ontology annotation, biological process: acetate metabolic process. The record is from RefSeq and is a predicted model, not a curated record.